AUGCGGCUGCGGGAGCUGUGCCUGCUGCUCCUCUACGCCGCCGGCGCCGGCACCGACGCCCCGCGGGCGGCCCGGGAGCGGCCGGCAGCAGCCGGGGGGCCCGGGGCGGCCGGCGUGGAUCCCCGGCAGGCAUGGAUGCUGCUGGCCGGGAGCCCCGGGAGGGGGAGCGGCGAUCGGGGCCGCGGAGGGAGCGGGGCUCACACGGCCCCGGCGGGCGCCGGCGCCCCGGGAAAAACGAGCCCGGGUGCCGCGCAGGGCUGCGGGCCAGGGGCUGCCCCGGCCUCCCCCGCCGUGCCGGAGGAGCUGCUGAGAGAGCUGCAGCUCCUGCUCAGAGGCAUGGCAAAGAUGCGCAGGACACCUGGGGAAGGGUGUAAGGAGGAGGAAAGCAGCAAAGCCAAGCCCCAGGCCGGGGCCCAGCGUCGUGUGGAAGCAGCCUUCCAUUGCCAAACGCGUGAAGACAUUCCCGUGGAGCAGAAGAUGUGGCAGGAGCUGGGCUUGUUCUACAUCCCUGACAGGGAGGGGACGUUCCACCGCGGCCCAGGGCUGAACCUGACCAGCGGGCAGUACACGGCGCCCAUCGCAGGCUACUACGCCUUCACCGCCACGCUGCACAUCGUGCGCAGGGAGCCGCGCAGAAAGGGGCAGGGAUGCCGAGGGAGCCGCCUGCGGGUGCUGAUCUGCGUGCAGUCCCGCUGCCAGCACAACAGCAAUUUGGAGACCGUAGCCCGGCUGGAGAGCAGCGGUGACCUCUUCACCAUCUCUGUCACGGGCAUCCUGUACCUGCAGUGCCGUUCUGCUGGGAGUGUGAAGAGGCACCACGCUGAAGCUGUGCCAGGAGCAGCCAGAGCCUUCCCUCUGGCAGCCACCAUCGUGUCUCCCCUGCUCAGCACCAAGCCUAAGGAAGAGAAUUUGCUCAUGCAGAAAACUGCAGUCUGCUCUGAUACUGCUCGUGCUGCAGAACCGGCUGAAGAUGCACAAAAGAUGAUGAUGAUGAUAAUAAUAAUAAAGCAGCCUGACCAGGACUUAAAGGCAUUCACUUUUAUCUAA
Hirundo rustica (Barn swallow) is the source of this 1047-nucleotide messenger RNA. RefSeq names its product erythroferrone-like. The coding region runs from base 1 to 1047 and encodes 348 amino acids. Gene Ontology annotation, molecular function: hormone activity. Gene Ontology annotation, biological process: positive regulation of D-glucose import across plasma membrane; negative regulation of gluconeogenesis; positive regulation of insulin receptor signaling pathway. The transcript has 6 exons. NCBI's taxonomy places the organism in Eukaryota, Metazoa, Chordata, Aves, Passeriformes, Hirundinidae. The record is from RefSeq and is a predicted model, not a curated record.